Messenger RNA from Vanessa tameamea, 1801 nucleotides. RefSeq names its product tachykinin-like peptides receptor 86C (gene NGR-A32). The record is from RefSeq and is a predicted model, not a curated record. Gene Ontology annotation, biological process: G protein-coupled receptor signaling pathway. Gene Ontology annotation, molecular function: tachykinin receptor activity; neuropeptide Y receptor activity. The transcript has 11 exons. The coding region runs from base 137 to 1414 and encodes 425 amino acids. Gene Ontology annotation, cellular component: plasma membrane. Lineage: Eukaryota; Metazoa; Arthropoda; Insecta; Lepidoptera; Nymphalidae.
GACUGAACAUUAUUAUGUGAAAUACUGUGAAUGUGUGUUAAAAGUUUUUACAUGAAACGAUAAUAAUGGUCAUAAGGACAUAUGUGUGCGUGUUAAUGUAACCUCAUACAAAACCAGAAAACAGUGAAUCAUUAAUAUGGAGGGCGUUGAGGUUAUCUACACAUGGGAAAUGGACUUCAACCGAAGCCUCCUCGGCGCAGCUACUCUCCUAGUACCUAACAAACCGACGCCGUCCCCCACAUCGUCUACUAUGCCAGUGUGGGCUCACAACUCAUGGGUCUGUUUGUUUACCGCUAUGCUGACUGUUGCCAUUGGUGGCAAUGCGAUCGUCAUUUGGAUUGUUACAGCUCACAGAAGAAUGCGGACUGUGACCAACUACUUCCUCGUGAACCUCUCAUUCGCUGACUUAAUGAUGGCAUCUCUAAACUGCCUCUUUAAUUUCAUCUACAUGCUUCACAGUGACUGGGUCUUCGGAGUGCGCUACUGUCAGCUUAGCAAUUUCAUAGCGAACGUGACGGUCGCGGCAAGCGUGUUCACUCUCACGGGAAUAUCGUUUGACAGGUACCAGGCGAUAGUAAGGCCGAUGCGGCCUCGGAUGUCGAAGACGUGUUCACUCAUCAUGAUAGCUGGAAUAUGGGUGAGCGGGAUGCUGCUCGCCAUACCGUGUCUGCUUUACUCGACUACUAAAGAAUAUCGAUCUAAGGGGAUAUUAAAGACUGCGUGCCUGCUUUCGUGGCCUGAUGGUCUGCCUGAUGUCUCCUACAUGGAUUUCGUAUAUCAAGUGCUAUUCUUCGUGGUCACAUAUGCAGUGCCCAUGCUCGGGAUGACCUUCUUCUAUUCAGCGAUGGGAAGAGUACUUUGGGGUUCAAGAUCCAUCGGCGAACUUACACAGCGGCAAGCGGACUCGAUACGAUCGAAACGGAAGGUUGUGAAGAUGUUUAUCCUAGUCAUCGUUAUAUUUGGGAUCUGCUGGUUGCCCUACCAUUCCUACUUCAUCUACACGCACUUCAAUCCCUCCAUACUAUACAUGAAGUAUAUUCAGCACGUCUACCUCGGGUUCUACUGGCUGGCGAUGGCCAACGCCAUGGUCAACCCGAUCAUCUACUAUUGGAUGAAUGCGAAGUUUAGGUCAUAUUUCCGUACGGCAAUUCUGUGCCGUUGGCGAGACACAUGCUUCCGAAGGAAACGGCCGAUGCCAGAAUCACCACCGGACUUCAUCUCCCAAUCAGGCAGCCGAUCCAGAUCAGCUGUAGAGGAGCCCAGAAAUUCAAGAGGAAAUGCAGCAGUCGCAUGGCCGCGCUCGUCGUGUCGGGAGCCCGGCCAGCGGUCGCAGAGACCGCCUUCGCUUGCUAGCUGUCCACGUUGUCCGCACCGGACGUACUACGACGCGUUCAUUCAUGGGCGUAAAGUAUAAACGACUACGAAAAAUGAAGAGCUAUUUCUUUAAUUGGUGUCUAAUUUAAUUGUAAUUGAAUUUUAUAUUUGUAAUACAAUGUAAUUAAAAGUGUAUUUAGAUAAAAUAAAUAUUUACUCAUUGUUAUAUAAUUAAAUCGGCUGUAGAGCUGUUCUGUAAAUCAAAUCCGAAACUCACUGGACAAUAAGAUUAAGAAAUGUUAAGUGACAUGUCACACGUCACACUUCAUCGACUGUAAUAGUAAUAACAUUUAACAAUCAUUAUAAUGUAUCAUGGAAGGUAAGUUUUCAACAUUUUAAGAGUGAGAUCCGAAGUGAGUUUAAAAGUAGGUAGCACACCUAAUUUUAAUAUUCAGAUUUUGAUAUGAGAGGUAAUUUACUCUUAAUG